AUGGUGAAGUCUUCAGAAAUCGUCGGGAAGCUCAAUCUCAGGUCUCACCAAGAAGUUAAGGUGGAUAGAGCUGUGAGCACUAGUAUCUACUUCUUGCUUCCAUCUGGGAGCGUCUCUCGUCUCCAUCGCAUACCAAUGGCAGAAACUUGGCAUUUCUAUUUGGGUGAACCCAUCACAGUAGUGGAACUCUACGAUGAUGGUAAGUUGAAAUUCACAUGUCUUGGUCCUGACCUGAUAGAAGGUGACCAGAAGCCUCAGUACACAGUCCCUCCAAACAUUUGGUUUGGUUCGUUCCCUACAGAGGAUGUUCAUUUUUCUCACGACGGGACUCUGCUUAAAGCCGAGCCUAGAAACUCUGAUGAUCACUUCUCUCUUGUCGGCUGCACAUGCGCUCCUGCUUUCCAAUUUGAGGACUUUGAACUCGCUAAACGCUCUGAUCUCUUAUCACGGUUUCCUCAACACGAGUCGCUCAUCACAAUGCUUUCUUACCCUGAGUGA
This is a messenger RNA of Arabis nemorensis, 498 nucleotides long. Lineage: Eukaryota; Viridiplantae; Streptophyta; Magnoliopsida; Brassicales; Brassicaceae. The record is from the annotation of a GenBank genome assembly.